AUGCUAUAUGGCUGUGACUUUGAUUAUUAUUAUAAUAGGACUCCAAGCAACUCUCUCUCUCUCUCUUUCUCUCUCUCAGUUCUUUAUUUCCACCCUAUAAAAGGACUCCUUCAGUCCUUCUUCAAGGUAUAGUUGCUUGUGUACUCGAGGAGAGAGCCAGAGAGAGAGAGAAAAAAAAAAAAAUGGCAAGAGAAUGGCAUCCAUUGUUGAAAGGAAGAGGAGAAAGCAAAUACAGUCAUGGGUUUUCCAAAGCAGAAAUGAGGUCAAUGCAAAGUAUAUGUGAAGCUGUAUUGCCUCCUCUGCCUUUCAAUUCUAAUUUGGAAGGGAAAGAAGAGCAACCCAGCAAAGCCCUUCAAUUCUUCUACAAAGCUUCUGGGGCUCAAUCUCCAACCCCAGAUGAGGUUGCACAACUGGUGGCGAAGAGGGGCUUAAAAGAAGCACUAAUAUUGGUGAGAGUGGUUCUAUGGAUACUCUCCACCAGAUUGGGAACCUUACUUCUUUGUGGCUCUCUUUGUUUUGGUGAAAAAUGGCCUUUCAUUAACAACUUUUCAAGCAUGUCUUUGGAGAAAAGAGAGAAAGUGAUUCAAAAGUGGUUUAAGCACAAGUUUCUUACACCUAUUAGGCUUGCUUUUGUUUAUAUCCAACUCCUUUGUCUCUAUGUCUUCUUCUCCAAGGUGGAUGAAAAUGGAGAAAACCCAGCAUGGGAAGCCAUUGGAUACAAAGUAGACAAAGAAGAAACAAUAUUGCCAGAAGUCCACCAUGAGAGACCACUUGAAAAGGGAAUCAUAGAAACAAUGUACGAAACAGAUUCAACCCUUUUAGAAUCUCUAACUCAGAAAGGUCUAAGAGCCACAAAAGAUUCAAACCAAAACCUUUACAAGAUUGAAUGUGAUGUUGUGGUGGUUGGUUCUGGUUGUGGUGGAGGUGUUGCAGCAGCAAACCUAGCAAGCUCAGGCCAGAGAGUGAUUGUUCUUGAGAAAGGAAACUAUUUCACUCCUUCAGAUUACUCUUCCUUAGAAGGCCCUUCAAGUGAUCAACUAUAUGAAUGUGGUGGUGUUUUUGCAACCCAAGAUGGGAAAGUGUUCUUAAUGGCUGGUUCCACAGUUGGUGGAGGCUCUGCUGUUAACUGGUCGGCUUCUAUACGAACGCCCGAAUCUGUACUUAAAGAAUGGAGUAAGGAACAUAAGCUUCCUAUGUUUGGGAACUCUGAAUAUGUCUCUGCUAUGGACUCUGUGUGUACGAGAAUUGGUGUCACAGAAAAAUGUGUAAAAGAGGGAUUCCAAAAUCAAGUUCUUCGAAAAGGUUGCGAAAACCUUGGUGUCGGUGUUGAGUACGCGCCACGAAACUCUUCCGAGUCUCAUUACUGUGGUUCCUGCGGUUAUGGCUGCAGAAGAGGUGAUAAGAAAGGUACUGAUUCAACAUGGCUGGUUGAUGCUGUUGAAAAUGGUGCUGUGAUCUUAACGGGAUGCAAAGCCGAGAAGUUCAUAUUGGAGAAGAACAAGCAUGGAAGUAGGAGAAACAAGAAGUGCUUGGGAGUGAUAGCAGUGACUCUAAACAAUAACAUCACAAAUAGACUUAAAAUUGAGGCCAAAGUGACAAUCUCUGCUUGUGGAGCUCUAUUGACACCUCCAUUGAUGAUCUCUAGCGGAUUGAAGAAUCCCAACAUUGGUAGGAAUCUUCAUCUUCAUCCUGUUCUAAUGGCAUGGGGAUACUUUCCUGAAUCAAACUCGGAAUUCCAAGGCAAAAUCUUCGAGGGUGGUAUCAUCACCUCGGUUCACAAGGUGGUGUCAGGAGAAGACUCAGAGGUACAAGCGAUCAUAGAAACACCUGCAUUGGGGCCUGCGGCGUUUUCCAUUUUACAUCCUUGGACUUCUGGACAUGACAUCAAGGAUAGAAUGCUCAAGUACUCAAGAACCGCGCAUUUUAUAACGAUCAUCCGGGACAAAGGGUCCGGAGAAGUGAAGGUUGAAGGCAGGGUUAGCUAUGAGUUGGAUGAAUCGGAUCGAGAGAAAUUGAAGGCCGGGUUGAGACAGGGGCUGAGGAUACUGAUUGCAGCAGGAGCUGUUGAAGUUGGAACACAUAGAAGUGACGGGCAGAGAUUGAAAUGCCAAGGGGUUGGAGAGAAGGAAAUUGAGGAGUUUUUGGACACAGUUUAUGCAGUUGGAGGUCCACAAUCAAUGAAGGAGAAAUGGGUGAACUAUUGCACCGCUCAUCAAAUGGGAAGCUGCAGGAUGGGGUGGAAUGAAGAAGAAGGCGCGGUGGAUGAGAAUGGCGAGAGCUGGGAAGCUGAAGGCCUGUUUGUUUGCGAUGCUAGUGUUCUUCCUACUGCUGUUGGUGUCAAUCCCAUGAUCACCAUCCAAUCAACUGCCUACUGUCUUUCUAAGAAAAUUGCGGAGUCUUUGAGAAGUUGAUGUAAUUGUGUAAAGCUAAACAAAUUAUUGAUUUUACUUGUAUUGUUUUUACUUAUAUAUACGUGUGCAUGCCGCGGAAAUACACAAUAUAUGUACAUAUAAUCCGCAGGUUUCAAAAUCUUAAUGGUAGUUUUAAAAUAAGUAUCCGCAUGUAAUAGUGUGUCCUAAAUAAUAUAUAUAUAUAUAUAUAUAAAGUGUA
Ziziphus jujuba (common jujube) is the source of this 2610-nucleotide messenger RNA. Its product is annotated as long-chain-alcohol oxidase FAO1. The record is from RefSeq and is a predicted model, not a curated record. The coding region runs from base 183 to 2411 and encodes 742 amino acids. Lineage: Eukaryota; Viridiplantae; Streptophyta; Magnoliopsida; Rosales; Rhamnaceae. Gene Ontology annotation, molecular function: flavin adenine dinucleotide binding; long-chain-alcohol oxidase activity. The transcript has 3 exons.